Molecule: messenger RNA, 240 nt
Organism: Miniopterus natalensis
Lineage: Eukaryota; Metazoa; Chordata; Mammalia; Chiroptera; Miniopteridae
Gene: ADIG
Product: adipogenin
Biological process (GO): brown fat cell differentiation; white fat cell differentiation
Cellular component (GO): lipid droplet; cytoplasm; nucleus
Source: RefSeq, a predicted model, not a curated record
AUGAAGUACCCUCUAGUGCCGCUGGUGAACGACCUCACGUUUUCAUUCCUGGUGGUCUCGCUCGGCCUGCCUGUGGCCUUGCUGCUAUUCUUGUUGAUCGUCUGGUUUCGCUUCUUACUUAGCCAAGAUUCAGAGGAAAAUGAUACAGAUUUGUGCUUUGACUGGGAGCCGUGGAGCAAAGGCCCAGCCGAGUGGGACAGGACGCUCCAUGGCGAAGAGGAGGAGAGGCCCUGCCAGUGA